AUGACGCAGCCUACCAAAAGCUCACUAGUGUUGUCACUUAGACGGAAGAUGGAAAACAGAACUUCCAAUGCUGGGAAGAAAUUGUCGUCUUCUCAUUCCACAAGCGACCUAGUAUCAACAAAGCCACAUCGAUCGGUCAGCACCAGGAAAAUUCCUAGGAAAACUGCCACAAAUCCCGUCGCUAGUGUAUUCAACGAACCUGAAAAUAAAAUUAGUGACAUUGAUACCACGCACUUUACUUUUAAUAUUAUAUUUGAUAAAUUAAAAAGCUCGAACUCACAAGAGCGAACUAAUGCAACGAUUGAGUUGAAAAACUCACUGAUAUCAUUGAAUCGUGAACUGUCUAGUGAACAAUUUCAAAGACUAAGUAAUUCAAUUAACAAUAAAAUUUUUGAAUUAAUUCAUGGUUCAACUUCUGAAGAAAAGAUUGGCGGUGUACUGGCCGUAGACACUUUAAUUUCAUUUUACUCUCACACAGAGGAACUACCUAGUCAAACAUCAAGAUUGGCCAACUAUUUACGUAUGUUGAUUCCUUCAAGUGAUAUUGAAGUUAUGCGCCAAGCUGCCACUACAUUGGGCAAAUUGGCAAUUCCCGGAGGCACUUUGACAUCCGAAUUUGUAGAAGUUGAGGUCAAAAAUGCUAUGGAAUGGUUAACUUCAUCACCAGAAAAUAAUGCGAGUUCAAAACAAGAGUUUAGGAAGCAUGCUGCCUUAUUGGUAUUGAGCGCGCUUGCAGAUAAUUCUUCCUACUUAUUGUACCCAUAUGUGAACUUAAUAUUGGAAAACGUUUGGAGAGCACUGCGAGAUACAAAAGUCGUUAUUAGAGUCGACGCAUCCAGGAUGUUGGGUAAGUGUUUGAAAGUAAUUAAAGACAGAAAUAAUAAUAAUGAAAAUGAACAAUGGGUCAAAAGAUUAUUCAAUGAAUCCCUCCAUGGCCUCACAUUAAAUACCAACGAAGCUCUGCAUGCGAGCUUGCUAGUAUUUAGGGAACUUUUGAGACUUGAAAAUGAUAAAUUUAUCAAAGGCAAAAUUAGUCAUAUAUUUAAAAAUUGCAUGGCUUUAAAAGACCAUAAAUUUGAGGUGGUACGAUUAGAGGUAUAUAAUAUACUACCACUCCUAGCGUCAUUUGAUAAAGAAUCAUUCAUCAAGUUGUAUUUAGACCAAAUCAUGUUACAUUACCUAAAUGUUUUUAAGACCCUCAAAUCAAACUCUACUAAUGGUUCAGAUAAACCUCUAAUCUUUGUUUCAAUAGGUGAUAUUGCCUUUGAAGUUGGUCAUAGCAUUUCACCUUACAUGAACCAAAUAUUAGAUAAUAUUAGAGAUGGCUUGAGAACAAAGUACAAAAUGCGUAGAAAUUUUGAAAGGGAAGUAUUUUAUUGCAUUGAGAAGUUAGCUUAUGCACUGGGACCCGCGCUGGCAAAGCAUCUAAAUCGAGAUCUAUUAAAUCUUCUCUUUUCAUGUACCUUAUCCGAUUAUAUGCAGAAGACUUCAAUGGUGUUAGCCGAGAAAGUUCCUGCGCUUGAGAAAACUAUAAACAAUAGAUUAUUGAAUCUUCUUUGUAUCACUCUAUAUGGAGAGAGUUGUACUGGAAGGGAACUUCCAAGUUUAAUGAAACCAGCAUCACUUGAAAGAGCUCGCGAUUGGAGAAAUAGAUCAUGUUACAAAAAGACCACAGAAGCUAAUGACGAAACAAGAGAUGUGCAGUUAUUAAUACAAUCUCUCAGAAUGCUUCAAAGCAUAAAAAACGAGUAUUCUUUAGCCAAUUUUGUACAAUUUGUCGUGAUGGCAUAUAUUGAACAUGAUAAUGCAAGUGUAAGGAAAGUUGCUGCUUUAACAUCCUGUGAUCUCAUAUCGCGGGACGCAAUAUGCAAACAAUCUACCUUGAGUGCUUUGCAGUCAGUUUCGCAGAUAUUGAGUAAGCUCUUAAUAUUGGUAAUUACAGAUACGACUGUAGAAAACAGGUUAGAAAUACUGCAACAUUUAACAUCAAACUUUGACCCUCAGUUAGCUCAGCCAGAUAAUAUUCGUUUACUUUUUACUGCCCUACACGAUGAAAUGUUCACAAUUCAAAUGGAAGCAAUGAAGUUAAUAAGUCGAGUAAGCUCAGUAAAUCCUGCCUACAUUGUUCCAUCAUUACGAAAGACCCUAAUGGAACUUUUAACUCAAAUUAAGCAUGUAACUGCUUCAAGAAAAAAAGAAGAAUGCAUUAUUUUACUCCAGUUAUUGAUAAAUUCUAGUAAGGAUGUUACCGAGCCAUACAUGGACCGCAUUCUAGAUGUAUUACUCGAUAAGACAAAAGACUCGUCAUCAAAUGUGGCAUAUACCUCCCUAAAAGCAAUAGGUGAAUUAGCUGUAGUGGGCGGCUCAGAUAUAAAGAAGCAUCUAGAUAAAUUAAUGCCUUUGAUUAUCUCCACCUUCCAAAACCAGUCGAACUCAUUUAAAAGAAAUGCAGCGCUCAAAACAUUAGGUCAGAUAGCUGGAUCUACAGGUUAUGUUAUUGAUCCGUUACUUGACUAUCCUGAGUUGCUAGGUAUCCUAAUGAACAUUCUAAAAUUUGAACAAUCUAUUGACACGAAAAAGGAAAUAAUUCGUCUAGUUGGUAUUUUAGGUGCGCUUGAUCCAUACAAGCAUAGAGUGAUUGAAGCUAAAAACCCUGCAAGAGAACUACUGGAUCAAAAUGCCCCUUCUAUUGAUAUUGCCUUAUUGCUGAAAGGUAUCACGCCGUCAAAUGAAGAAUACUACCCUACCGUUGCGAUACAUUCAUUGGUCAAAAUUUUACAUGAUGCAUCCUUGUCAUCACAUCACACAGCUGCAGUUCAAACGAUCUCCCAGAUCUUCCAAAUCGUCGGGAACCAAUGCAUUUCAUUGCUCGACAUCAUCAUUCCCGGUAUAUUGCAUGUAAUGACUUCCUGCCCUCCAUCGAUCUUGGAGUUUUACUUUCAACAACUACGUACACUCAUUGGUGUUGCUAAAGAGCAUGUUAUGCCAUUUGUUGAUGAAAUCUACGAAGUUGUCGAGGAAUUUUUCACUAUCGUAAAUCUGCAAAUCAACAUAAUUUUGCUUAUUGAAACAAUAUCAACCUCCAUCAAAAAUGCGUUCAAAAAAUACAUCCCAAUCACUAUUAAUAUGUUCUUAGGAGUUUUAGAGAAUGAUGAAUCGCCCAAAAAGCUGACUUCUACAAGAAUUUUAAAGUCUCUGAUCACUUUUGGAGCCAACUUGGAGGAUGAUGCUUAUGCUGUCGUACCAAUGCUCGUAAAAAUGUGUGAAUAUUCCUCUGGAUCUCUUAGAAAAACAUCCAUAGUAGUAUUAGGAAGGCUUGCAAAAUCUGUAGACCUAUCUGAAAUGUCAUCAAGAAUAGUACAAACUCUUCUUCGUAUAAUGAAUACCGGCGAUAAGGACUUGACAAAGGCGUUAAUGAAUACAUUCUCCUUACUGUUGCUUCAAAUGGGUUCUGAUUUCAUGGUGUUUGUCCCAAUAAUAAACAAAGCUUUAGUCAAAAAUCGCAUUCAAAAUUCAAUUUAUGACCAGUUAGUUAAUAAACUAAUCAAUAAUGAAAGAUUACCUACAAAUAUUAUCUUAGACAGAGAGGCGGAAGAAGAGACAAAUCCAGCCUUCGAAAAUUUUGAAGCAGUGAAACCCUUGUUUGUUAACCAAUUGGUAUUGAGAAAUGUACUACACUGCAGUGCACAACAUUCGCAAGAAGAUUGGAAGGAAUGGCUGCGGCGGUUAUCUAUUCAACUAUUGAAAGAAUCACCAUCUCAUGCACUAAGAGCUUGCUCCAACUUGGGGAGUAUAUAUUAUCCCUUAGCAAGGGAUUUGUUUAAUGCCUCGUUUGCGAGCUGCUGGAAAGAACUGUCUGACGCUUCUCAAACGCAUGCAGUGAAUUCAUUAUGCUUAGCAUUAGCGUCACCAGAAAACCCACCAGAAAUCUAUCAAACUAUUUUGGGCCUUGUAGAGUUCAUGGAGCAUGGAAAAAAACCAUUACCUAUACCAACAGAGAUUCUUGGACAAUAUGCUCAAAAAUGUCAUGCAUAUGCAAAAGCUUUACAUUACAAGGAGUUAGAGUUUCUGCAGAACCCUAGCUCAUCAGCAAUCGAAUCUUUAAUAAAUAUCAAUAAUCAGUUACACCAAACGGAUGCCUCAAUUGGAAUUUUGAAAUAUGCCCAACAGCACCAUAAACUUCAGCUGAAAGAAACAUGGUAUGAAAAAUUACAAAGAUGGGAAGAUGCUUUACAAGCAUACGAAGAGCGCGAAAAAAGUGGCGACACUUCUAAUGAAGUACUGCUUGGAAAAAUGAGAUCAUUGCAUGCACUUGGUGAAUGGGAUCCUUUAUCCAAAUUAGCAACGGAAAAGUGGCAGCUAGUUGAUCCAGAUGCUCGGAAAAGCAUAGCACCAUUAGCUGCAGGAGCUGCGUGGGGCCUUGGCCAAUGGGAUAACAUUGAGCAAUAUAUUGAUGUUAUGAAUCCUAGCUCUCCAGAUCGAAACUUUUUUGAAGCAAUAUUAUGUCUACAUAGAAAUAAUUUUAUGAAAGCAGAAGAGCAUAUCUCUAACGCUAGAAAUUCACUUGUGACUGAAAUGUCAGCUCUAGUAAGUGAAAGCUACACAAGAGCUUACAGUGUGGUUGUGAGAAGUCAAAUGAUAGCUGAGUUGGAAGAAGUAAUGAAUUACAAGCAGCUUCCAUUUAAUUCUACUAGGCACAAGGCAAUUACAGCAACUUGGAAUAAAAGGUUGCUUGGAGCACAAAGAAACGUUGACGUCUGGCGUCAAAUUUUAUCCGUAAGAUCACUUGUUGUUAAACCUCAACAAGAUUCCGAAAUAUGGAUUGAAUUUGCUAAUCUAUGCCGGAAGUCCAAUAGAAUGGGUCUGGCUAAAAGAUCACUCUCUUUCUUAAUGGAAACAGAAAAUGAUCCCAACAUGCCAAACAUAGCUUACGCGGCUCCACAGGUGGUAUACGCCCAUUUAAAAUAUCUAUGGGCCAGUGGUUUGCAGAAGGAAGCUCUCAAAUAUUUAACCAAGCUCAGUUUGAAAUUAGUCAAUAACCUAGGAUUAGAUCCUGAUAAGAUUAUCAAUCAAAACACUUGGAAAAAAGAUGGUCUGCCCAAGGAUAGUCUAGAAACAGAACACAAGUUGUUAGCUCGCUGUUUCUUAAAACAAGGUGAAUGGCAAGUUAUUUUACAGCCUGAUUGGCGAGAAAAAAAACCUGACGCUGUCUUGGGGUCCUACUUGCUUGCAGCACAUUUUGACAGCUCCUCAUACAAAGCCUGGCAUAAAUGGGCUUUAGCUAAUUUUGAAGUGAUUUCGGUACUUACAGCAUCUCCUUCUGAUGACAAGAAUGGUCCAACUUCAACUAUGCAUAAGACCAAUAAUGGUAUGAUUGGUUUGAAUACAUUUGAAACGAGAAGAAAUAGUUUUUCUAAUAAAAUAAUACACAAACAUGUGGUUCCUGCAAUCAAGGCAUUUUUCCAUUCUAUUGCAUUAUCGGAAACUAGCUCUUUACAAGAUGCACUGCGAUUAUUAACCUUAUGGUUUAGUUUUGGCGGUAUACCUGAAGCAACACAAGCUGUGCAUGAAGGAUUUGCCCUCAUUAAAAUAAGUACAUGGUUAGAGGUGCUACCACAAUUAAUUUCUCGUAUUCAUCAAAGGGAUGAAAUUGUUAGUAAAUCAUUACUUACUUUAUUAUCUGAGUUAGGCAAGGCUCAUCCACAAGCAUUGGUAUACCCACUAACUGUAGCUAUCAAGUCGGAAUCUAUCUCAAGGCAAAAAGCGGCUCUUUCUAUUAUGAAUCGAAUGAGAACACAUAGUCCACUGUUAGUUGAGCAAGCCGAAUUAGUAAGCCAUGAAUUAAUCCGCGUAGCGGUGUUAUGGCAUGAACUGUGGUACGAGGGUUUAGAGAAUGCAAGUCGUCAAUUUUUUGGUGAGAAUAACACUGAUAAAAUGUUCGAAAUCUUAGAACCUCUACAUCAAAUGCUGGACAAAGGACCGGAAACUAUCAGAGAGAUUUCAUUUAAAAAUUUCUUUGGCAGAGAUUUAAACGACGCAUAUAGGUGGGUAGUGAAGUACAAGGCUAAUGGGGACAGAAACAAUCUCAAUCAGGCAUGGGAUAUCUAUUAUGCUGUGUUCCGUAGAAUAAGCAAGGAUCUGCCGCAAUUACAAACUUUGGAACUCCAACAUGUCUCACCAAAGCUUUUAGAGGCCCGUGACCUAGACCUAGCAGUUCCAGGAAAAUAUCAUGCAUAUAGACAAUUAGUGAAAAUUUCUAGUUUUGAUCCUGUGUUUUCCGUGAUAGCUUCCAAGCAAAGACCACGUAAAAUUUCUAUUAAAGGUAGUGACGGUAAAGAGUAUACGUAUGCCUUGAAAGGGCAUGAGGAUAUUAGACAAGAUAGCUUAGUAAUGCAGCUUUUUGGCCUGGUCAAUACAUUAUUACAAAAUGAUCCGGAAUCAUUUAGAAGACACUUGGAUAUUCAACAAUAUCCUGCAAUUCCUCUUUCGCCUAAAACUGGUUUACUCGGAUGGGUCACCAAGAGUGAUACUUUCCAUGAUCUGAUAAAAAAUUAUCGUGAUACAAAUAAAAUUCCUUUAAACAUUGAGCAUUGGAUUAUGCUACAAAUGGCGCCUGAUUACGAUAGUUUGACACUACUAGAGAAGAUUGAAGUUUUCCAAUACGCCAUGGAAAACACAAAAGGCCAAGAUUUGGCUAAUGUUUUAUGGUUAAAGAGUAAAUCUUCUGAAACUUGGUUAGAACGUAGAACCAUUUACACCAAAUCUCUGGCUGUAAUGUCGAUGACCGGCUAUAUUCUUGGUUUGGGGGAUAGACAUCCUAGUAAUUUUUUGUUGAACAAAUAUACUGGUAAAGUAGUCCAUAUCGAUUUUGGUGACUGUUUUGAAGCAGCAUUGCUGAGGGAAAAAUUUCCUGAAAGAGUACCGUUUAGAUUAACGAGAAUGUUAACGAAUGCAAUGGAAGUUGGGGGUGUCGAGGGCAGUUUCCGUAUUAGUUGUGAAAAUGUCAUGAGAGUUCUGAGGGAUAAUAAAGAAUCUGUAAUGGCUAUUCUGGAGGCAUUUGCAUUUGAUCCGUUGAUUCAUUGGGGAUUUGAUAUAUCAAUCGAAACUAUCGAAGAAAUCACUGGUAUCGAUCUGUCAAUAGAUAAUCCUCACAAUUUACUAAGGCGGGGUGCCAUCACAGACGAAGAAGCAGUAAAAUUAGAAUCAGAUCAAAGAGAUGAUAUUAGAAAUGCAAGAGCAUUGUUGGUAUUGACGCGUAUUACAGAAAAGUUAACAGGCAAUGACUUCGGGAAUGCAAGAGAAUUAGACGUUCCUGAACAAGUUGAUAAGCUUAUCCAGCAAGCAGUCUCUGUGAAAAAUCUUUGUCAACACUAUAUUGGCUGGUGUCCAUUCUGGUGA
Kazachstania africana CBS 2517 is the source of this 7398-nucleotide messenger RNA. It is a transcript of the gene TOR2, whose product is annotated as phosphatidylinositol kinase-related protein kinase TOR2. Gene Ontology annotation, cellular component: TORC2 complex; TORC1 complex; nucleus. The coding region runs from base 1 to 7398 and encodes 2465 amino acids. Gene Ontology annotation, biological process: TOR signaling; protein phosphorylation; negative regulation of macroautophagy. NCBI's taxonomy places the organism in Eukaryota, Fungi, Ascomycota, Saccharomycetes, Saccharomycetales, Saccharomycetaceae. The record is from RefSeq and is a predicted model, not a curated record. Gene Ontology annotation, molecular function: protein serine/threonine kinase activity; protein-containing complex binding; protein binding. The transcript has a single exon.